Molecule: messenger RNA, 1128 nt
Organism: Callorhinchus milii (elephant shark)
Lineage: Eukaryota; Metazoa; Chordata; Chondrichthyes; Chimaeriformes; Callorhinchidae
Product: tricarboxylate transport protein B, mitochondrial
Exons: 9
Coding region: 77-1012 (311 amino acids)
Biological process (GO): mitochondrial citrate transmembrane transport
Source: RefSeq, a predicted model, not a curated record
UACACACACAUACAUACAUACACACACACACACACACACAGACCCCCCCAGUCAGGCCCCUGUUACCCGCAUUGCUAUGUCCGCGCCUCUCCACAGCCCGAGGUGUCUGUCUGCAGCAUCACCGGCCCCGGGCACUAAGCUGACACACCCCGGGAAAGCCAUCCUGGCAGGGGGCCUGGCUGGGGGCAUUGAGAUCUGUAUAACCUUCCCCACCGAGUACGUCAAAACCCAACUACAGCUGGACGAGAAAGUCUAUCCUCCCCGGUACAAGGGCAUCGGUGACUGUGUCAAGCAGACAGUGAAAGGCCAUGGGAUCAGAGGGCUGUAUCGAGGUCUCAGUUCGCUGGUCUAUGGCUCCAUCCCCAAAGCUGCCGUCCGGUUCGGGACCUUUGAGUUCCUCAGUAACCAGAUGCGUGAUGCCCAGGGGCGGCUGGACAGUAAGCAGGGUCUGAUCUGUGGACUGGGGGCCGGUGUGUGCGAGGCUGUGCUCAUCGUGUGUCCCAUGGAAACAGUCAAGGUCAAGUUUAUCCACGAUCAGAGCUCCACAAAUCCCAAAUAUAGAGGCUUUUUCCACGGAGUCCGGGAGAUCGUCAAACAAGAAGGGCUGAAAGGAACGUAUCAGGGAUUAACAGCGACUAUCCUAAAGCAGGGAUCGAACCAAGCCAUUCGCUUCUUUGUCAUGACGUCCAUGAGGAACUGGUACAAAGGUGACAACCCGAACAAGGUGAUCAAUCCCCUCGUGACGGGGACAUUUGGGGCCAUUGCGGGGGCGGCCAGUGUGUUUGGGAACACUCCCCUGGACGUUGUGAAAACCCGGAUGCAGGGUUUGGAGGCUCAUAAAUACAAGAGCACCUGGGACUGUGCCUUCAAGAUUAUGAAACACGAAGGGCUGUUUGCCUUCUACAAGGGCACGGUGCCGCGGUUGGGGAGGGUUUGCCUGGACGUUGCUAUUGUAUUUAUUAUCUACGAGGAGGUGGUGAAGAUCCUGAACAAGGUUUGGAAAACGGAGUGAGGGAGGGAGGGAGACGGGGGCCAAGUGGUUCACCAUGGCGGCGGAGGUCCAGCCAGCCAGGGUCAGGAGGAGAGGAGAGGGGUCAACACACACAGAGAGAGAGAGAACGGGGAUAA